Penaeus monodon (black tiger shrimp) is the source of this 2496-nucleotide messenger RNA. Its product is annotated as tubulin beta chain. Gene Ontology annotation, molecular function: GTP binding; structural constituent of cytoskeleton; GTPase activity. Lineage: Eukaryota; Metazoa; Arthropoda; Malacostraca; Decapoda; Penaeidae. Gene Ontology annotation, cellular component: microtubule; cytoplasm. Gene Ontology annotation, biological process: mitotic cell cycle; microtubule cytoskeleton organization. The transcript is spliced from 5 exons. The record is from RefSeq and is a predicted model, not a curated record. Bases 72 to 1406 code for a protein of 444 amino acids.
GGAGAGGGCUUCGAGUUGACUCAUUCAAACGAGGAAUCCUGACAGGGUGGUACAAGCAUUAGUAUUGCAAAAUGAGAGAAAUAGUGCACAUUCAGGCCGGCCAGUGCGGCAACCAGAUUGGGGCCAAAUUCUGGGAGAUCAUCAGCGAUGAGCAUGGCAUCGACCCAACAGGCACUUACCGCGGUGACCAUGACCUGCAGCUUGAACGCAUCAACGUUUACUACAAUGAAGCGACCGGUGGCAAAUAUGUCCCACGUGCCAUCCUUGUGGACCUGGAGCCCGGUACGAUGGACUCCGUCCGAUCCGGACCCUUCGGCCAGCUCUUCAGGCCAGACAACUUCGUGUUCGGUCAGAGCGGAGCCGGCAACAACUGGGCCAAGGGGCACUACACAGAGGGCGCUGAGCUCGUGGACUCCGUCUUGGACGUAGUCCGAAAGGAGUCCGAAGGAUGCGACUGCCUGCAAGGCUUCCAGCUCACACACUCCCUCGGGGGCGGCACUGGCUCUGGCAUGGGCACGCUGCUAAUCUCCAAGAUUCGUGAAGAAUACCCUGACCGUAUUAUGAACACAUUCUCAGUUGUGCCUAGCCCUAAGGUAUCCGACACCGUAGUAGAGCCCUACAACGCCACCCUGUCAGUCCAUCAGCUCGUAGAAAACACAGACGAAACUUACUGCAUCGAUAACGAAGCGCUUUACGACAUUUGCUUUAGGACACUUAAGCUUUCAACUCCCACCUACGGCGACCUGAAUCAUCUAGUUUCCCUUACAAUGUCUGGUGUCACCACCUGCCUGCGCUUCCCUGGACAACUGAAUGCUGAUCUCCGCAAGCUGGCCGUGAACAUGGUGCCCUUCCCUCGACUUCACUUCUUCAUGCCCGGUUUCGCUCCCCUCACUUCCCGCGGCUCCCAGAUGUACCGCGCACUCACCGUGCCUGAGCUCACCCAGCAGAUGUUCGAUGCCAAGAACAUGAUGGCCGCCUGCGACCCCCGCCACGGCCGCUACCUCACUGUCGCUGCAGUGUUCCGAGGCCGCAUGUCCAUGAAGGAAGUCGACGAACAGAUGUUGAACAUCCAGAACAAGAACUCCUCCUACUUCGUGGAAUGGAUUCCCAACAACGUGAAGACUGCCGUGUGCGACAUUCCUCCCAGAGGAAUCAAGAUGGCCGCUACCUUCAUCGGCAACUCCACCGCCAUCCAGGAAUUGUUCCGCCGUAUCUCAGAACAGUUCACCGCUAUGUUCCGUCGAAAGGCUUUCCUCCAUUGGUACACUGGCGAGGGCAUGGACGAGAUGGAGUUCACCGAGGCCGAGUCCAACAUGAACGAUCUGGUGUCCGAGUACCAGCAGUACCAGGACGCCACCGCCGAGGAAGAGUACGAGGAUGAGGAGGAGCAUGCUGAGGAGGCCUAAAACGCCUUCGGCUCGGCUCCUGUGGUCACGACAGAGGACUUACUGGGCGUCCCCUUCAAAGACACUGUUGGUAUUCUCAUGCUUCGUACCUGCUUGUGUAGGAAUGUCGACAUGAACAACAAAAACAAGAUCUCAAAAGCCAAGGAGUCGCGUACUCACUUGCCUCUAGGUUGCUACAUUUUUCCUUUCCCCUAAGAUCAUUUCUUUACUUCAUGGGUUUAACUUAUUUUUGUUUUAUCAUUAGAUUUUUUCGUUUCACAACAAAUUUAAGUAAAUUUGUUGUUUAUGGAGAACAAAAAUUAGAGAUAUAACGCACUCAAAUUAGUGUAAAUUUUCGAGAGGAGCAAAGUGGAAGAUUAUUCCAUGACACAACGUGCUAAUACACUGCCAAUUGACUCGUGACUGAUGGUGUCUUUCACUUGCUUCACUCACACGACCUUGGUCCAGAACAGAGGCAUUAAAACUUCACCGCCAUGUUCUUGAGUUUACCUCAGCUGGCCGUAACCCCUCUAAUUAACGUCAUUAUUCAAAUUAGCGCCAAGGAAGAAAUUAUUAUUGGAUUUUCAACAGUAAGGGACACACGUCUAUUAAGCUGAAAGUAUUAGUAACUAAUUCAUUUUAUCUUUCACUUGUGAUGGACUAAUGAUGUAAUUAUACUGAAACUACAAUUUGCUGCAUUAAUAUUAAAACUUGUGGCAUUUAAAUCGCAGUAUUAACGGUAAAUUACCCAACCCUUUUUCAAAGUUUCGUAAUCCUAUCUCAGCUUUCGGCAAUUGGUGUUUAAAGCGUAAUUUCACUGUGUAUUUUACAUAAUUUAUGUAUUUCAUUAAGGCAAGUGAAGAUCAUCCGACUCAUAAUUUUAAACCCAAGACAUUAAAAAAAACUUGCGUCCCACAUCGUUCUUCUGCCCUUACUAAUCCACCUUUCGAGGGACAUUACAUGCCAUUACUUCUAUCUUGGUCCUAUGAUCAUUUUUAUUUCUAUUUUCUAUUUCCAGUCAUUUCAUUUUUGUAGAAUAAGUAGAAGGACAGUAUUUUCAUCUUGAUUUCACCACUGCAGCUGUAUCUUUAAUAAAGAUAUUUGUAUGGUA